AUGAGUGCGAAGAAACGACACGUCUCUUCAUCUGCAUCAAGUCCGACCAAAAAGGAUGUCGAUGAUGCUUCGUUGAAAUACUUGAAGAAAGGUCCAAAAUAUGAGUUCCUGGCUGAAAAAUGGCUUAUGAGACCUGCUCCUGAUAGCCCAGCGCAGUAUCGCUUCUGGAUGUACUUGGUUACUGCGGUUGCGUUCGUAGCAAGGUUCUACUUGAUCUGGUAUCCUAAAGAAGUUGUGUUCGAUGAGGUCCAUUUCGGUAAAUUUGCUUCUUAUUACCUCGAGAGGAGCUUUUUCUUCGACGUUCAUCCGCCUUUUGCAAAGAUGGCGAUUGCUUUCAUCGGCUGGCUGUGUGGCUACGACGGGGACUUCAAGUUUGAUGACAUUGGCGACAGCUAUGUGCACAAUCCGGCACCUUACCUGGCCUACCGGUCGUUCAAUGCUGCGAUCGGCGUCUUGACAAUUCCCGUGAUGUUCAACACCUUGAAGGAGCUGAAUUUCAAGGCUGUUACGUGCGCCUUUGGAGCACUGCUGGUUGCCAUUGACAACGCUCAUGUCACGGAGACGCGGUUGAUCCUGCUAGAUGCUAUACUGAUAUUUACUGUUGCCUUGGCCAUCUACUGUUAUGUGCGUUUCUACAAGUGCCAAUUGCGUGCUCCUUUCUCGUGGAGCUGGUAUGGGUGGUUGUAUGCGACUGGGAUGUCCCUGUCGUUUGUCAUUUCCACAAAAUACGUCGGUGUCUUGACAUAUGCCACUAUCGGAUCCAUGGUUGCCAUUAAUCUGUGGCAGUUGACCGAUAUUCGGGCUGGCUUGACCAUAAGAACACUCUUCUCUCACAUCAUCAAGCGCUUGAAUGGUCUCGUCUUUGCGCCCUUUAUCGUCUACCUAUUUUGGUUUUGGAUCCAUUUUGCCGUUCUAAGCAAGUCUGGCACAGGUGACAACUUCAUGUCGGGAGAAUUCCAAGAAACUUUGGGCGAUUCGCCUUUGGCUAAAGAAUCCAAACAAGUUAAUUACUUCGAUAUCGUCACACUAAGACACAAGGAAACGCAUGCCCUCUUGCACUCUCAUUUGGCUAGAUAUCCUCAGCGCUAUGAGGAUGGCCGUAUCUCGUCUCAAGGCCAGCAAGUUACUGGAUAUUCAGCACCAGAUCCUAAUAACGAGUGGGAAAUCUUGCCUGUUAAAGAGCUACCGUUAAGAUCCGGUCAACCAGUGUACUUGAAUGAGGCAUUCAGACUGAGACACGUUGCUACCAACUCAUACUUGUUGACGCACGAUGUGGCUUCGCCAUAUUAUCCCACCAACGAAGAAGUAACCACCGUACCUGAAGAGCAGGCUAAUGGGGAAUCUUACCAACAGACUCUAUUUAUGUUCCAGUCUUUGCAGAAAAAAGAUACCAAGUCCAUUGUCAAAACGAAGGGAACUUUGUUCCGUAUCUUCCACGUUGACACUGCAGUUGCACUAUGGACCCAUAACGAUGUAUUUUUACCAGAGUGGGGUUUUUCUCAGCAGGAAGUAAAUGGUAAUAAAAAGGUUACUGAAAACUCGAACAAUUGGUUUGUCGACACCAUCGUAAACAUCGAUGAAGAGAGAAAGGCGUACGUCCCCAAAGAAAUCAAGAAGCUGCCAUUCCUAACUAAGUGGUCCGAACUCCAAAGGUUAAUGUUCGAACAUAACAACAAACUAUCGUCGGAGCAUCCAUUUGCAUCUCAGCCAUACUCGUGGCCUGGAAGCUUAAGCGGUGUCUCUUUCUGGACCAAAGAUUCUGAAAGAAAGCAGAUUUACUUUAUUGGGAACAUCAUUGGUUGGUGGUUACAAGUUGUUUCCAUUGGACUUUACCUUGGAAUCAUCAUUAGUGAUCUAAUUACUAGGAAGCGUGCUUACUAUGCUCUAGGCAAAAUUACUAGAGAGAAAUUAUAUGGUCCUUUGAUGUACUUUUUCAUCGGAUGGGCAUGGCACUAUUUCCCAUUUUAUUUGAUGGGCCGUCAGAAGUUUUUGCAUCAUUACCUGCCAGCCCACUUAAUCGCAUCGCUCUUUACUGCAGCAUUAUGGGAAGUAAUUCUCAGUAAUUGCAAAUCUUUGAACCCAGAAAAGGAUGAGGAAUUAGCUGGAGAGCAGUAUGAGUUUGUGCCACAAAUUUACACGAAGCUCUUGUGGUUAACUUUUGGAAUUAUGUCAGCAGCAGUCGUCGGCUUCUUCCUAUACUUCUCACCGUUCGUCUACGGUAACGUUAGCCUCACUCCCGAACAGGUCCUGAGAAGGAAAUGGUUUAACAUGGAGCUAAGCUUUGCCAAGUAG
Messenger RNA from Torulaspora globosa, 2292 nucleotides. It is a transcript of the gene PMT4, whose product is annotated as dolichyl-phosphate-mannose-protein mannosyltransferase. Gene Ontology annotation, cellular component: membrane; endoplasmic reticulum. The coding region runs from base 1 to 2292 and encodes 763 amino acids. The record is from RefSeq and is a predicted model, not a curated record. Lineage: Eukaryota; Fungi; Ascomycota; Saccharomycetes; Saccharomycetales; Saccharomycetaceae. The transcript has a single exon. Gene Ontology annotation, biological process: protein O-linked glycosylation via mannose. Gene Ontology annotation, molecular function: dolichyl-phosphate-mannose-protein mannosyltransferase activity.